AUGUUUUCCAAACAACAGCGAUUCGAAGGAAUCAAGAGGAAUUAUAGCCAAGAAGAUGUAGAGAAGCUGAGAGGCUCGCUGAAAAUCGAGUACACUCUGGCGAGGCGAGGUUCAAUAAAACUUUGGGACUACUUAACUCGUGGAGGAGACUCGUACAUUAAAGCUCUGGGAGCGCUUACCGGUAAGACGGAUUGAGAGGAAUUUAAAGAUUUAAAAUCACGGAUCCAGAAGUAAACAUAUCUUGACACAGAGUCCGACAGCUGCUCCAAGUUUUCCACGUGAAAGACCUUUUUUCCCUAGUGUGGUCAACAAUAAAAUAUGACGCGCAAUUCGGUUGGGCUGGAUUUUUUUAUCGUAUGCUGCAAAUGAGUCCACCCCGAGACUAAAAUGUUUAAUAAUUUUCACAAGUUUUUCGAAUUCUGCGGAUAAAAUUUGAUAGGAAACAGUUUUAAGGCCUCGUUAAUUGAUUUAUAGAGUCGAAUAAGUUGGAAAGCCUUUGGUACUACAUUUCCGCACAACCCCAUACGUUUAUUAUAUUAGUCUUAUGAAUUUAUGCUUACAUGUUUCGACUCUAUUCAUAUUCAAUAUUUGUGUGAAAUAAUAUGAAAUUGCUCCAUGCAUAAUAAAUUUUGGGGUCCCCAGAGAGUGAAAAAUGUCAUUUUAGGCCUGUAUAAUGCCUCCAGUCGAAACCGUUACCCAUGAAAAACUGGCGAUAGCGAUUUGCACUUGAGAAUUUCGGACUGAAAAGCCAGGAAACGUACAAACGAGCAUUCAAUUUCCACCUAUUUUUCAAACACAAUGACUGUUAUAUAAGACUGUUCUAGUAAGGCUUUAAACUGCUGUUUAUAAAAAAGGUAAAAUCCAAAAUCCAAGCCUUCGCCGAUCAACGGUAUCAUCAGGGAUGAGGAAAUAUUCCGCGCGCUAUAUAUAUGUAAAGAAGGUGUAGGAUGAAAUGUGUAAAAGAUAUGACGUAUGUAUGAAAGCUACUGUUAGAAAUAAACUGUGAAUGGAAAACAACCCUCUAAUGAUGGAAUGUCUCUAGACAAAGGACCUCUAAGAGCGCUUAAGAAUGGUCUCGAAAUACUAAUGACUGUUAUUGUAAAAACUUCAGUCCAAAGGUUUUACAGACAAAACGCGCCUAUGAUCAUUGCGCAGUGCAUGUAACUUUUGUUUCUUACGUAUUUUCAAAUAAGACUCAUUUUUAGAUCGUAGAUACUGUGUUAUUCUUUUCUAUAGGACCUAUAGUCUGACAACCAAAUAUAAAUUUCGGGUAAUGUAAAAUUUCUGGACUCGUUUCCAACAGGAGGGAAAAAUGAAACAGCUUAAGUAAACAGGAAGAUAAUCAGUUCAAUUUAUGUAUUCUUUCUUUUUUUGUCCUGCUUAGUUUUAAUAUGAUUAAACAAAAUUGUGAUUUCAGGCGGCCAGGCAGUGCAGAUGGCUAAAGCAGGCCUAAAAGCUAUAUACCUUAGUGGCUGGCAAGUUUCUGCUGAUUACAAUUUAGCUGCUCAGACCUAUCCCGACCUUGGCUUGUAUCCUGUUAAUUCAGCCCCGAGACUGGUGGAAGCCAUUAAUAAUGCUUUUAUCAGAGCUGACCAGAUUGCACACAUGGAAGGAACAGAGAGUCACAUUGACUACUUUUUGCCUAUUGUUGCUGAUUGCGAAGCUGGAUUUGGUGGGCCACUGAAUGCAUUUGAAAUAACGAAGUCUAUGGUAAUGGCAAGAUUUUUACUAUACUUAAGAUUCAUUCCACCCUGCAAUUAGUCUGAAAUGUCAGCCGUUUCCAUCUCCUAACCUGAGCCGGCAGAGGCCAGUCAGUCAAUCGGUACAAUUUCAUCAUGUAGACCACCAUAUAUUGUUAUUUCAAAUCACAGUAACUGUAUUACUUGCAACUGAAGAUGAUCGUGGAUCGAUCGAAACAUGCUUUAAAUUCAAUAUUUUUUCAGGAUUUUUUUAUUUUUCAACAGAUUGCUGCAGGAGCUUCAGCAGUUCACUUUGAAGACCAACUGGCUUCAGAAAAGAAGUGUAGUCACAUGGGAGGAAAGGUUCUGGUUCCGACUCAACAGUUCAUUAAGGUCCUUAAUGCCGCAAGACUGGCUGGUGAUGUUUUGGACAUUCCAAUAGUUAUUGUAGGACGCACAGAUGCUUACGCUGCGGCUCUUGUGACAUCCGAUAUAGACCCUUAUGACCGACCAUUCCUGACAGGGGAGAGAACUCCUGAAGGUUUCUUCUGUGCUAAGGCAGGGUUUGAUCAAGCCAUUGCUCGUGCCAUUGCCUAUGCGCCGUACUGCGAUGUGUUGUGGUGUGAAACAAAAAAGCCGAACUUAGAAGAAGCUCGCAGAUUUGCUGAAGCCAUCCAUGCUCGCUACCCUGGUAAAAUUCUGGCCUACAACUGCUCUCCCUCAUUCAACUGGAAAGCAAAUCUAAGCGAUGCUGAGAUUGCUGUUUUUCAAGAAGAAAUAGGAAAACUAGGUUAUCGAUUUCAGUUUGUCACUCUAGCUGGCUUUCACUCGUUAAACCAUGCCAUGUUCAAGCUUGCACGUGACUAUAGGGACAAUGGCAUGGCUGCGUACACUAAGAUCCAAGAAGAUGAGUUUGAGGAAGCUAAAAAUGGCUUCACUGCUCACAGACAUCAAAGAGAGGUGGGAACUGGCUACUUUGACCGUGUUUCUUUGGCAAUCAAUGGAGGAACAAGCUCAAUCACAGCAAUGAAGGGGUCUACUGAAGAAGAGCAAUUUACACAAAAACCUUCCUCUGCAAUGUAA
Molecule: messenger RNA, 2762 nt
Organism: Porites lobata
Lineage: Eukaryota; Metazoa; Cnidaria; Anthozoa; Scleractinia; Poritidae
Source: the annotation of a GenBank genome assembly